CACACGUGUUUUGGACUGAAGAUAUCGGACAUCCUCAGCAGUCACUGUGAUCUGAUCUGAUCAGUGCGCGCGGAGCUCCAUCUGAUCCGUGCGCGCGCGCUUCUGGAGAGGUUGGGGUCCCAGUCCACCACCGCGCUCCAGACCAAAACGCAUCAUGAUCCGACACAAACGGGACUUUCGGAGCACAACACUCGCUUCUGAGAUCGAGGUCUCCGAGGCAUCCGGACGCAGAGCUCCGAAGGGAAAAAUGCAUGCUCCACGAUGAACUGGGAUGUGGUGGUUCACCUUCCUGUGAAAUAAUAAUGGCUUGCCGGGCUGGGUGCUGCUGCUCCAGCGUCGGUUCUCUAAACGAAGACAACGCCAGGUUUCUCAUGCUGGCUCUGCUGAUCAUCAUCUACCUGUUGUGCGGGGCGGCGGUGUUCUCGGCGCUCGAGCAUCCGAAGGAGACGCUCGCCAAGGAGAGGUGGGCUCAGAGGGUCGAGCAGUUCGCCCGCAAGUACAACCUGAGCCGGGACGACCUCAAGAACUUCCUCAGGAGCUACGAGGAGGCCAAUGUGGCGGGAAUCCGCGUGGACGCCACCAGACCGAGGUGGGAUUGCGGGAGCUUUUAUUUCGUCGGAACGGUCGUUUCAACCAUCGGUUUCGGGAUGACGACACCCGUCACUAUCGCCGGGAAGAUAUUCCUGAUCUUUUACGGGCUCAUCGGCUGCGCUGCCACCAUUUUGUUCUUCAACCUCUUCCUGGAGCGAGUCAUCACGGUCAUCGCCCUCGUGUUGAAGUCCUUCCACGAGCGCAGAGAGCGCCGCAAAGCCGGGCCGCCCCAGGACUGCCGGCGCCCCUCCACCGACAGCCGAGAGCGGCGCACGGACAGCUUGGCCGGCUGGAAGCCCUCGGUGUACUGCGUCAUGCUCAUCUUAGGAGCCGCCUCCAUCGUGGUCUCCUGCUGCGCCUCGGCCAUGUACUCGGCCGCCGAGGGCUGGGAGUACCUAGACGCCCUCUACUUCUGCUUCGUGGCUUUCAGCACCAUCGGGUUCGGGGACAUGGUGAGCAACCAGCGGGAGGCUUACAGAGCUCCAGCGGCCUACAGGGUGGGCAACUUCCUGUUCAUCCUCACCGGGGUGUGCUGCAUCUACUCGCUCUUCAACGUCAUCUCCAUCGUGAUCAAGCAAGUCCUUAACUGGCUCCUGCGGAGGCUGGAGGCUCCCUGUCGCUGCCCGGGGCGAGGGAACCGGCAUCCGCGGAGGAACGUGGUGGUCCCCGGCCACAUGAGGACCAGGCGGGACAACUCCAUCGAGACGGACGGGGUCAACGACAGCGAGGCGGACGGACGGCGGAUGUCUGGAGAGAUGAUCUCCAUGAAGGACUUUCUGGCCGCUAAUAAAGUGAAUCUGGCCAUCAUGCAGAAGCAGCUGUCGGAGAUGGCCAACGGACAUCCUCGUCAGUUAGGAAGCGGCUCGAGACACAACGAAGUUCUCGGAGUCGGAGCGCUGGGAAUCAUGAACAACCGGCUGGCGGAGACGAGCGUAGACAGAUAA
Puntigrus tetrazona (Sumatra barb) is the source of this 1535-nucleotide messenger RNA. RefSeq names its product potassium channel subfamily K member 13-like. The record is from RefSeq and is a predicted model, not a curated record. Lineage: Eukaryota; Metazoa; Chordata; Actinopteri; Cypriniformes; Cyprinidae. Gene Ontology annotation, biological process: potassium ion transmembrane transport; stabilization of membrane potential. Gene Ontology annotation, molecular function: potassium ion leak channel activity. Gene Ontology annotation, cellular component: membrane.